AUGUAUUCGUAUGUGUAUAAUCGUAAGAUAUUUGGCGAUGAGAUUCCUCCUUCAAUUGAGAUCCGAAACAGCAGUAACAACAUCUUGCCAAGAUUUCUAAACCACAAACCAUAUCACAAAGUGGAUUUGAGAGUGUUGGAGGAGUUACCGGCCAAUUAUCCAAUAUACUGUCGUGAGAUUAGUGAAGUUAAGGAGAUAAUAUUCGCUGAUGAAAUUGUCGCAGUCCUGAUGAAAUCUGGUCUAGCGAGGGCUUUUAAUUUGAUUUCCGGAGUAUUAAAAUGUGAAUUGAAUCCACACAUCAACUCUAUACACUUCCCAUGUGUACAUACCAUAGUGUAUAAUAAGAAGAAUGACACAUUAAUAAUUGCUUAUUCGUCACUUCCCUCACAUUUGCAAUGUAAAGUCAUUUACUGCCACUGUUUGAAUGAGGGGAAGAUUAAGAGUCCCACUUUUAGCUUUAAUUUCGAACAAGUAAUACUAAGUCAUCCAGCAUACUUUGAAUUCUGCGAGAAUAAUAAGAGGAUAGCGGCAGCGGAUUUAACUAAUAAUACAUAUAAAUUUUGGGACAUGAUAACGUAUACGUAUUUAUAUGAGAUAAAGGGAAGAGAGCGUCAAGAGAUACGAGUAUCAGAUGGACUUUUGGUCAUGUUAGAUCAACCUAACGAUGAUUACAUUUCAUUAAGUCUCUUCGACAUUGAAAACGGUGCCAAAUUGGUUCCCGCGAUACCUUUAUUUAUUCUUCAGAUUGACAGUAUAAUUAAUAUUAUACCCAAAAAACCUCUGCAGUUUCUCGAACUACUCGUCUCACAAAUCUUGAUAAAGCAGGAGGGUCAGUUGUUUAGUGUGAUUGACAUCUUGAGAAAUAAGAAGACCGUUGGACUAAACACGAUUUAUUUCAAGCCUCGGGGAUUUGUAUUCUUCGACGCGCCGUAUGUGCCUCCGAAUACCAAGUCUUAUGAAAUCAAUUAUACUCGAAGGUUCUUCACCAUCUCCUCCAACUCCAUUGAAUUCUGGCAACUUUCUCCCACUCAGCUAACUCAAACCACAUCAAUCAACGUUCCAGGAGUGGAGAAUCCGGAUUUAUGUUGUCAUUCUAUAAUGUCGGAUAUGUUUUGUAUAAAAUGCCUUGAUCCUGAUACGCUUACACGUGUUGAAAGCAACAGUGAAUCCACGCCUUUAAAUUCGCCUAAACUGAUUUAUCCAUUUUCGCCAAGAAAAAUCUCAAUUUUGAACCAUUUAAACAGGUUUUUGCGUGUUCAACAUUCCACAGGGGUUUCCGUGUGUUUAACAGAUUUUACAGGUUUCGUAUUCAAGAUGAAACGCUUAGAAUUUACAAGUACUCAAUUUUAAUCUUUUCGCUUGGUGGAGAAUACCUUGGCAAAAUCCCAAAUGAGCUUUACAACAUCACUUCACUUGGUUGUUCACCAGAUCUCAAGAUAAUUGCAUGUGGUUCCUCAGACGGUGUCGUAACGAUACUUUCCAACAAAUUUUAA
Molecule: messenger RNA, 1493 nt
Organism: Theileria parva strain Muguga
Lineage: Eukaryota; Apicomplexa; Aconoidasida; Piroplasmida; Theileriidae
Exons: 16
Coding region: 1-1350 (449 amino acids)
Source: RefSeq, a predicted model, not a curated record